Messenger RNA from Ornithorhynchus anatinus (platypus), 2725 nucleotides. It is a transcript of the gene OPRM1, whose product is annotated as opioid receptor mu 1. The record is from RefSeq and is a predicted model, not a curated record. Gene Ontology annotation, cellular component: membrane; neuron projection. Gene Ontology annotation, biological process: neuropeptide signaling pathway; sensory perception of pain; G protein-coupled opioid receptor signaling pathway. NCBI's taxonomy places the organism in Eukaryota, Metazoa, Chordata, Mammalia, Monotremata, Ornithorhynchidae. Gene Ontology annotation, molecular function: neuropeptide binding; morphine receptor activity; beta-endorphin receptor activity.
CUGCUCCUGGUCAUCCCGGCCCCUGGCCCGGUCCCGUCCCUCCCUACCCCUCUCUCCCGCACGAUGGACCUCGUGUCCCCCCCGGCCAACGCCACCGGCUGCUUGGGGGCCCCCGUGCCUCCCUCGGGCUGCGCCCCGCCGGUGCCCGGCGCCUGGGCCAACCUGUCCCGGCCGGACGCCAACCUGUCCGACCCCUGCGGCUGUGCCAACCGCACCCAGGUGCUGCCCGCCGGCGGCAGCCCCUCCAUGGUCACCGCCAUCACCAUCAUGGCCCUCUACUCCGUCGUCUGCGUCGUGGGGCUCUUCGGAAACUUUCUGGUCAUGUAUGUCAUCGUCAGGUACACCAAAAUGAAGACUGCCACCAAUAUUUAUAUUUUUAACCUUGCCCUGGCAGAUGCCCUGGCAACAAGUACUCUGCCAUUCCAAAGUGUCAACUAUUUGAUGGGAACAUGGCCGUUUGGUACCAUCCUUUGUAAGAUCGCUAUCUCCAUCGACUAUUAUAACAUGUUCACGAGCAUCUUUACUCUUUGCACCAUGAGCAUAGAUCGCUACAUUGCUGUUUGUCAUCCUGUCAAGGCCCUUGAUUUCCGUACUCCCAGGAACGCCAAAAUUGUCAAUGUCUGCAACUGGAUCCUCUCUUCAACCAUUGGACUUCCCGUUAUGUUCAUGGGAACAACUAAAUACAGGAAUGGUUCCAUUGACUGCACGCUCACAUUUUCCCAUCCAUCUUGGUACUGGGAAAACCUGCUGAAAAUUUGUGUUUUCAUAUUUGCCUUCAUCAUGCCAGUCCUCAUCAUUACGGUGUGUUACGGCCUGAUGAUCUUACGCCUCAAGAGUGUCCGCAUGCUGUCCGGCUCCAAAGAGAAGGACAGAAACCUGAGAAGAAUCACCAGAAUGGUCCUUGUAGUGGUGGCCGUGUUCAUAGUUUGCUGGACUCCCAUUCACAUUUAUGUCAUCAUUAAAGCCUUGAUCAAUAUCCCCGAGACCACUUUCCAGACAGUUUCCUGGCACUUCUGCAUCGCUUUAGGGUACACGAAUAGCUGCCUUAAUCCAGUUCUUUACGCGUUUCUGGAUGAAAACUUCAAAAGAUGCUUCAGAGAGUUCUGCAUCCCCACUUCCUCAACCAUCGAGCAGCAAAACUCCACCCGAAUCCGCCAAAACACACGUGACCACGCCUCCACUGCCAACACUGUGGAUCGGACUAAUCAUCAGGAAAGCUGUUUGAAGCCACUUGAGGUUGAAGAAGAGGAUAUUGAAGACCAAAUUCAGGAAGGAAUGGAACUUAGUGAAGAACACAACCAUGAUGUCAAAUGAAAACAGUGGAUUUUGUAUCGUGUGUCAUAACUGUACAUGUUUAAGUGGCAUAAACUAUUUUCCUGUCAUUCAAUUACACACUUAACAAGAUUACAUCACUCUUCCUCUUCCUUAUCUACUGGUUACUUGGCUCUUUGCAUUAUCAUUAUGGUCAGCAACCUCACUGUAUGAUUGAAUUUUAGGUUUCCCAGGUACUAUUGGGAUUUUGAAUAGGGGAUGGGAGAGAAGUGAGGCUGGAAACUUGCCAUUUUUGUCCAUGAUAUUUAUAGCCACACUGAUGCAAAUUUUCUGUUAGUAGCAUAUGCUACUAAAAGUGAUUAAGCCAUCUCUUUGGUGCUUCAGAAAUGCUGCCAGCCAUUAGCUAAGUUUAUCCAAUGCAAUAUAUUUCCAUUUAAAUGGAGAUAUAUCAUCAACUGGCUGUUGAUAAUUCAAUUUUUAAAACCACCAUCAACAUUAAAUUACUAGGGUUGGAUUCAUCAGUGUCUGAAUUUGUUCAGUGCUCACUGUACAAGUGAGGCUUUUAAAAUACUCUUAUUCUCAAAUAGCACUUAAAAAGUUGAUGAGCAAGUGGGGAAAAAACCUCAUUUCAAGAAGAAUGAAACUUGAAUGGUGCUAGCUGAAAAAAAAAAUCUGUUUAUUUCCAGUGUUCAGGAUCUCACAGGUACCAUCAACAAGAAAUGAAAAAUAUAAUCACCAACUUGAGAGGUUGGAAGAAAAAAUACACUCAAAAUUAACAGAAAUUAGAUGGUCCUAGUUCGAAGACACCACAGAAAUGACCCUUUCUUCAGCCUCUUCACCUCUCUCUUUCCCUUUACAAGCAACACACUUUUCUUUUUAGCUUCUUCUGGGUCGUCCAUCUUCAGCUAGCAGGCAUGUUGUAAAAGAGUAAGAGAACACUGCUUGGCACAUAGUAAGCACUUAAUAAAUACCAUUAAAAAAAGAAAAUUCCCUCCUCUAUCUGCUGUUAGCCAAAUGCCCAGGUUUGGUACUGAAUCUUUGGAACUGAGCCCUCAAGCAGAUAAAUCCUGCACUUCCAAUAGGUUUAACUGAAAUUCCCAUCACUGUUCUAAUAUGAUGUUGGGGGGGUUUUUUGACCAAAAUAUGCUCCAGAGGCAGUUGCGUACUUGCACCCAAGGACAAAGUGGUUGAGUCUAUGUGAAUCAAAACAAGCUCAGUUAGAAAAACAUUUUAGAAUUCACAUUUCUUUCUGGACCUAAAGUUAGAUUAGUCCUUAAUGGGCAGCUAGUACUUUCUGCUGCAAAUUAACCCAGAAAAAGUAGGUUUAGAUUGUAUAAUAAUUGUGGUAUUUGUUAAGUGCUUGAGGGAGGGGGUGUCAAGCACCACGCUAAGUCCUGGGACAUAUACAAUAUAAUCAGAUCCCACAUAUAGCUCACAGAUUAAGUAGGGGGAG